CACUCAUUCCCUGAUGGAUGGGAAUUAUACAGCAGUGACACAGUUCAUUUUACUUGGAUUAACAGAUGACCCAGUCCUUCGAGUCAUCCUCUUCCUCAUCAUCCUGUGCAUCUACCUGGUGACCCUGUCUGGAAACCUCAGCACAAUCCUUCUAAUCAGAGUCUCUCCUCAGCUCCAUCACCCCAUGUACUUUUUUCUGAGCCACUUGGCUUCUACUGACAUUGGCUACUCAUCCUCUGUCACACCCAAUAUGCUAGUUCACUUCCUGGUGGAGAGAAAAACUAUCUCCUAUCUUGGUUGUGCUAUCCAGCUUGGCUCAGGUGCUUUCUUUGGUGGAAUUGAGUGCUACCUUCUGGCUGUCAUGGCUUAUGAUCGCUUCGUGGCAAUCUGUAGCCCACUGCUUUAUUCAAACAAAAUGUCCGCACAAGUCUGUCUCCAGUUGCUUAUAGGGUCUUAUAUAGGUGGUUUUCUUAACGCUUCCUCCUUUACCUUUCCCUUCUUUUCUUUUCUCUUCUGUGGACCAAAUACAAUCAACCACUUUUUCUGUGAUUUUACUCCUUUAGUUGAACUGUCCUGUUCUGAUGACAGCGUAUCUAUAGUAAUUGCCACUAUUUCUGUUGGCUUUGCCAUUGUGUUCACAGUGUCAGUCAUCUCUGUCUCCUAUAUCUACAUCCUCAUCACCAUCCUGAAGAUGCGCUCCACUGAGGGCCGUCAGAAGGCCUUCUCCACCUGCACCUCCCACCUCACUGCUGUCACUCUGUUCUAUGGAACCAUCACAUUCAUUUAUGUGAUGCCCAAGUCCAGCUACUCCACAGAACAGAACAAGGUGGUGUCUGUUUUCUACAUGGUGGUGAUUCCGAUGUUGAACCCCAUCAUCUACAGUCUGAGGAAUAAUGAGAUUAAGGGUGCUCUGAGGAGACAGCUUGGUAAAAAAAUCUUUUUCUAG
This is a messenger RNA of Nannospalax galili (Upper Galilee mountains blind mole rat), 946 nucleotides long. RefSeq names its product olfactory receptor 502-like. The record is from RefSeq and is a predicted model, not a curated record. The transcript has a single exon. Gene Ontology annotation, cellular component: membrane. Gene Ontology annotation, biological process: G protein-coupled receptor signaling pathway; sensory perception of smell. The coding region runs from base 14 to 946 and encodes 310 amino acids. Gene Ontology annotation, molecular function: odorant binding; olfactory receptor activity; G protein-coupled receptor activity. NCBI's taxonomy places the organism in Eukaryota, Metazoa, Chordata, Mammalia, Rodentia, Spalacidae.